GCAGUACCCGCUCUUCUGCUGCCUCCUCCUGGGGCUGGGCGCCGCCACCCUCCUCCUCAACCGGUAUCUUCACGUUUUAAUGAUCUUCUGGUCCUUUGUGGCUGGUGUCGUCACCUUCUACUGUUCAUUGGGGCCGGAUUCCCUCUUGCCCAAUAUUCUCUUUACCGUAAAAUACAAACCCAAGCAACUAGAAUUGCCGGAGCUAUUUCCCCAUGGUCACAGCUGUGCUGUAUGUGGCAAGGUCAAAUGCAAGAGGCACAGACCUACUUUGCUUCUGGAAAACUAUCAGCCAUGGCUGGAUCUGAAAGUGCCUUCCAAGGUUGAUGCAUCACUCUCAGAGGUACUUGAGUUGGUGCUGGAAAACUUCAUUUAUCCAUGGUACAGAAAUAUUACUGACGAUGAAUCCUCAGUGGAUGAACUGAGAGGCACACUGCGGUUUUUCGCAUCUGUAUUAGUUCGGAGAAUUCACAAGGUGGAUAUUCCAACUCUUGUAACAAAGAAAAUGCUCAAGGCGGCAAUGAAACACAUUGAAGUGAUAGCCAAGGCCAGGCAGAAAGUAAAAAAUGCAGAAUUUUUACAGCAAGCUGCUUUAGAAGAAUAUGGACCAGAACUCCAUGUUGCUUUGAGAAGCCGAAGAGAUGAACUUCACUACUUAAGAAAACUUACUGAACUUCUUUUUCCUUAUAUUUUGCCUCCAAAGUCAACAGAGUGCAGAUCCCUGGCUCUUUUGAUAAGAGAGAUUCUGCCUGGUUCUGUUUUCCUUCCCUCAAUGGAUUUCCUAGCUGAUCCUGACACUGUCAACCAUUUGCUGCUGAUCUUCAUUGAUGAUAGUCCCCCUGAGAAAGCAACUGAACCUACCUCUUCAUUGGUUCCAUUCCUUCAGAAAUUUGCAGAGCCAAGAAAUAAAAAACCGUCUGUCCUGAAACUGGAGCUAAAGGAGAUCAGAGAUCAGCAAGACCUUUUAUUUCGGUUUAUGAACUUCCUGAAACAGGAAGGGGCAGUCCAUGUGCUGCAGUUCUGCCUGACUGUAGAGGAAUUCAAUGACCGAAUUUUGCGACCAGAACUAUCAGAUACUGAAAAGAUGUCUCUUCAUGAGGAAGUACAGAAAAUUUACAAAACUUAUUGUUUAGAUGAAAGCAUUGACAAAAUUAGAUUUGACCCUUUCAUUGUGGAAGAGAUUCAAAGAAUUGCUGAAGGUCCAUAUAUGGACGUUGUGAAACUUCAAACGAUGAGGUGUCUUUUUGAAGCUUAUGAGCAUGUACUUUCUCUACUUGAGAACGUUUUUACUCCUAUGUUCUGUCACAGUGAUGAGUACUUCAGACAUCUUUUGAGAGGAGCAGAGUCACCAACACGCAAUUCAAAGUUUAACAGAAGUAGCCUGAGUUUGGAUGACUUCCGGACCACACAGAAGAGAGGAGAAUCGUUUGGAAUCAGCAGAAUAGGCAACAAAAUAAAAGGUGUAUUUAAGAGCUCUGCAAUGGAAGGAGCUAUGUUGCCUAACUAUAACUUAAAUGAAGAAGAUGACUUUAUUGAAGAAGGCGUUAUGGUGAUGGAAGAUGAUUCUCCUGAGGAGGCUGUUAGUACCCCAAAUACACCCCGCAACCUUGCCGCAUGGAAAAUUAGCAUCCCAUAUGUAGAUUUUUUUGACGAUCCCUCCUUGGAAAGAAAAGACAGAAAGGAGAGAAUUCCUGUGUUCUGCAUUGAUGUAGAGAGAAAUGAUAGAAGGGCAGUUGGGCAUGAACCUGAACACUGGUCUGUCUACAGGCGGUAUCUUGAAUUUUAUGUGCUUGAGUCGAAGCUAACAGAAUUUCAUGGUACAUUUCCUGAUGCUCAGCUUCCCUCAAAGAGAAUCAUUGGCCCCAAGAAUUACGAGUUCUUAAAAUCCAAGAGAGAGGAGUUUCAGGAGUAUCUGCAGAAACUUCUGCAACAUCCAGAACUAAGUAACAGCCAGCUUUUAGCUGACUUCCUGUCGCCUAAUGGAGGAGAGACUCAGUUUCUUGAUAAAAUGUUGCCUGAUGUGAAUCUUGGUAAAAUUAUAAAAUCUGUUCCAGGAAAGCUGAUGAAAGAGAAAGGUCAGCAUUUGGAACCGUUCAUCAUGAAUUUUAUCAACUCCUGUGAAUCUCCCAAGCCUAAACCAAGUAGGCCUGAACUUACCAUUUUGAGUCCCACUUCUGAAAAUAACAAGAAGCUUUUCAAUGAUUUAUUCAAGAAUAAUGCAAACCGGUCUGAGAAUACAGAAAGACGACAAAAUCAGAACUACUUCAUGGAAAUGAUGACUGUAGAAGGAGUCUAUGACUACUUAAUGUAUGUUGGUAGGGUAGUUUUCCACAUUCCUGACUGGCUGCAUCACCUCUUGAUGGGAGGAAGAAUUCUCUUCAAAAAUACAUUGGAACUGUACACUGACUACUACUUGCAUUAUAAGUUAGAACAGCUAUUUCAGGAGCACCGGUUGGUUUCUCUGAUAACACUGCUGAGAGAUGCCGUGUUCUGUGAGAAUACCGAACCUCGCGCUCUCCAGGAUAAACAGAAGCGAGCAAAGCAGACUUUUGAAGAGAUGAUGAGAUACAUUCCAGAUUUAAUAGGCAAGUGCAUUGGGGAAGAGGCUAAAUACGAAGGCAUCAGGCUUCUGUUUGAUGGGCUGCAGCAACCAGUGCUCAACAAACAGUUAACUUAUGUUCUGCUGGACAUUGGGAUUCAAGAACUCUUUCCAGAGCUGAGUAAGGGUCCGAAGGAAGCUAGCUCUGUGUCAUGUUGGAUGUGAGCGCAGGGAUCUUGCUGGACACCCGCUGUUAUCGGAGAAAGUCAAAUUAAUUUCCCCAGAAUCUCUGCGCCUGAGAUUACAGGAUGACAUGAAAUAAGACAGCUGGGAGACCAGCCAAGGUAUGCUUUGCUAAAAGAGCAAUUACUGUUCUCUUCCUUAAAGGAUAUAUAGAAAAAUUGUUUGGAAGAAGUUGUAGAAUGCUCCCAUGAAGUUAUUUUUAACUAUCUUAACAAAUAUUACUAUUUUUUUUAAAGAAAAUUACGUGAUUGAAUCCAUUGCAUACAAAUGAUCUCAGAACUAUUUUUGGCCUUCGUGCUUUCUGUGAGCAUGGAAAAUCUUGUGUAAUUUAGUUUAUUUAAUAUCUGACCUUCAAAUCUGAAGCACUCUUAAAAUAAUAAUGGUGUGAAAAGUGGUUUUGACUUUUACCUUAGCCUUUAAUUUUCGUAUCUGGGUUUGUCAGUUUUUUUCUGACAUCCUAUUUACAGGCUUAGAAAAGAGGAUGCGAGUAUGUUCAUAGCAUUUUCUAAAAAUUUAUUAGUAUAAAAAUGUGUGGAAGACUUUUCCUGUAAAUCUUAAUUUGUUGGCCCAGCCUUUAUAAAAGAGACUUUGAAAAGGAUUUUUAACAGGUUUUACUCACAGAACAAUACAGAGAUAUUUUAACAAGAAUUCCUUGGCUUCUCUUUUCGGACAACACCCAUUUUCUCCUUUUACAAGCAAACCAAUCCAAUGCAGUAUUCGUGUUCUCUGUCGAUACAGUCGGCAUUAUAUCUGUAUUACUUCUGCGUACGUUUUCCUUCCGUUUGUCAAAAGAAGGGAAAAGUGUUAUUUCUCUCUGAGUAUGCCGAAGGAGAUGUCGCAACUCUUAAAAACUGGCAUGCAGGUACAGCUCGGUGCGUAAGUGCACUCUCUGUUACUGGCUUUAUGCUGAUUGGGGGAAGACCAUUCUGUAAAAUAGUAAGUUUAGGGGCUGGUAUUGACAACUCAUCAAUGCCGUCUUACAACUAGGAGUGUGUCAUGGUCGGUUGUUGUUUGUCUCCCUGUUCUAACACAGCUCACCCAAUGCAGCUGCAUAGUCCAGAUCUUUUCCUGUGCAACCCUCAAAUUUACGUGGAAACUACUCAGGUCUUGAAAUUUAAACACACUGAAUGUUUAUCUUAAUGCACUUCCUUGAAAUCUGUAGGUGCAGUGAAUUUAAAGGGCGAGUAGCUUGGGUCUGAAAAAGACUAGCGUGCUUUCCAGAAAAACAAAGCAGGUUUAUUCAAAACACUGCGAAUCAGUUUAAUAAAGCAGUAAACACGGAAACAUGUUGAUGUAAAAAUUCCCAAUACGAACAAUUCUAGAAAAAUAAUCAUCAUUUGCACUUAUUUAUAAGCAAUCACUUCUUGAUAAAAGUGUCAGAAAUGUAGUCUUAGCCCAUUUCUGAUUCCAUACUCAUCAGCCUAUCUCUUACAACUGUGUAGUUCUUUAAAUGCAGCCUUCCCUUAACAGGAGAUGGGCUUUUGAGUUACGAUCACAAUUACGAUAAAGCCAGGUUGUGCUGUAAAAAGCCCCAUUACUGGGCAACUUCCAAAGGUUGCUGCAGUGCCACAGGAGUCAAUGGCGCGUAUCCAGCGUUCUCGCUGGAUGUUGCUGAUAGAGAGGAAUGGUCAGGAGUCUUCAGUCUUUGGUAAAAGGUGUAAAAUUGAGCAUGUUGAUAAUGAAACAUAAUCGUAGAUUGCGAUACAGUCCCUAAACCGGUCAUCUUAGAUAGUGAAGUGUGUGUAUAUAUACUUGAUUUUGUUAAAACUUAUCAAAAUCAAAUCAAGCUUUCAUUGCAUCCUUUAUUAAUAGAAAACAAGAUGCUGCAUCUUCAAAAGUAAAAUGGAAAAAUCUUUUUUUUAAUUGAAUGUAAAUGGACCUCACGCUUUCAAUGACGCAGAGUUUAAUCCAGCUCUUUCAGGCAUUGGUGUUAGGUAUGAUAAAUAUGACUGGAAGCAAAGUAGAAUUAUUAGAUUGAAAGCUUUAACCCUGACUGUAGAUCAAAGGAAGGUAUAUAUAUCUUUAAUAAAUCUACUUGUAGAAGCUUGUUUACAUUACUGGAAUCAGAUCCUUAAUCAACUCACUAUCUAAAGCAGCUAAAAGAAUAUGAAAAA
Molecule: messenger RNA, 4893 nt
Organism: Egretta garzetta (little egret)
Lineage: Eukaryota; Metazoa; Chordata; Aves; Pelecaniformes; Ardeidae
Gene: SNX14
Product: sorting nexin 14
Exons: 30
Coding region: 80-2761 (893 amino acids)
Biological process (GO): autophagosome maturation
Cellular component (GO): late endosome
Molecular function (GO): phosphatidylinositol-3,5-bisphosphate binding
Source: RefSeq, a predicted model, not a curated record